AAUUUGAAGCACAUAAGAUAUAACCAUAGGACAGUGAUGGUAUGCGAUCUAAGUCAGGUCGGAGCCAUCGGAAUGUUUUGGAUCGCUUUCGUGUCGGCACUGUAUCGCGUGGCACAUAGCAAAAAGCAAAACAAAUAACUCGGACACUCGGUCAAUCAACGGGAUUUUUAGUUUCCACAAUUUUACGCGUCGCAGUGCCCUAGUCAUCAGUCGGUCCACGGUGUCGACGACGGGCGUUUGUUAUCGGAUCGACGAGACAAUAAGAUAUUAACUCGUCAAAUAUUGACAUUUGGACAUCAUAAGAUCUCGUAUCUGGUCAACGACGAACUUGUCUUCCGCUCUCAGUUUCGUUGUCUCACUUUUCUCCAUUUUCAAUUUUUACCGCACACUUCAGACAACAGUCGACGGCUCGGGAUACGACGCGUCAGCACUCAGCAGCAGCUGUACUGUAUAAUUAAUACUUAACAGUUGUAGUCUACUGCCUAGUCCUUCGUUUGGUGGAUGUGCUGGUCUUAGAAAUAUAACUGCGUAAUGGCCGAGAAGAGAAAAGGCAAACGUCGACGGGAUGAGGAGUAUAGCUUGGACCCGGAGGCUGCAGCUGAUAAACCCAGCAAAACCGAGUACUCCGUAGCUGCCUGGUUGCGCAAGCAUGUUCCACACAAAAAGACAAAGUUUGCUGGACACAAUGUUGAGUACUUUACAGGGAGCAAAGCUGUUGACAGCCUGUUGGAAUCAAAAUGGGCAACCAGCGAGAAGUUGUUCACCACCAGACAGGAGAUUGAAACGUUCUUGGACUUAAUGUUGAAGCAUCAGUUUUAUCACCGUGCUAAAAAAGUGCCGAUAUCUGAUCAGGAACUAAAAGCUAUAAAAAAUAAAAAGUCCAAAAAAUCUAAUGAUACUGAUAAAGAUGAGAAGAAGAAAUCAGAUAAAAAGAAAAAAGAUAAGAAAGAUGACGAAAGCGAAGAAACUAGCAAAGAUGACAAAAUUGAUGAUGAUAAAAUCAAAUCCACCGAAAUUGAACGGAAAAAAAAAAGUCGUAAAAUACGUUUGGAAAUGCAUAUGGAACAAUCAUUUGUUGACAAUUUAGAUGCAUAUGUUUGGAUUUAUGAUCCUAUUCCAUUUUAUUAUUGGGUUAUAGGAACAUUCAUUGUAUUUGGAGGAAUUGGAAUUUGCUUAUUCCCAUUAUGGCCACCACAAGUGAGAAUGGGUGUGCAGUACUUAAGUAUAGCAGCUGCAGGAUUUCUAAUAUUCAUUAUUGUUUUGGCCAUUCUUAGAUUAGUCUUAUUUAGUUUGCUUUGGAUAUUGACAACUGGGAAAUUACAUUUUUGGCUAUUUCCAAAUUUGACAGAAGAUGUUGGUUUCUUUGCUUCAUUUUGGCCCAUUUAUACAUAUAGUGUAUUCUAUAAAAAAAGUGCUAAAAAGGGAAAGAAAAAAAAGGAAAAAUUAUCAGAUGAUGAGGAUGAAGAUGAUAAAAAACUGGAUGAUUGUGAUGAAGAAAAAAAAUCUUCAGAAUCUGAAAUCGACGAAAAGGUUCCUGAAACUGAAACAUUUGAACAUGACAACACUUUAUUAGAUACAGAAUCUGGGCAAUUUGAAAAUCCAAAAUGUUCUGAGGAUUCUUCCUCAACUGAUACAGAAUCGAGUAGCCAGCAGUCUCACAGUGGUAAUGAUUUUGUCAUGGUGGAAAAACAUGAUGCCCAAGAUACAUAAUAAUAAGUAAUUAACUAUAAUAUAAAAUUAACAAAUCCCUUUAUUUAUGUUUUCCAAUAGCUUUUGCUGUGGUUUGAUUUAAAAUUAAUAUAAUAAUUUAUUAUUGUUUUUACU
Messenger RNA from Diuraphis noxia (Russian wheat aphid), 1824 nucleotides. It is a transcript of the gene Trp1, whose product is annotated as translocation protein 1. The record is from RefSeq and is a predicted model, not a curated record. Gene Ontology annotation, biological process: post-translational protein targeting to membrane, translocation. Gene Ontology annotation, cellular component: endoplasmic reticulum; endoplasmic reticulum membrane. NCBI's taxonomy places the organism in Eukaryota, Metazoa, Arthropoda, Insecta, Hemiptera, Aphididae.